Messenger RNA from Ictalurus punctatus (channel catfish), 2463 nucleotides. It is a transcript of the gene htr5aa, whose product is annotated as 5-hydroxytryptamine (serotonin) receptor 5A, genome duplicate a. Lineage: Eukaryota; Metazoa; Chordata; Actinopteri; Siluriformes; Ictaluridae. The transcript has 2 exons. The coding region runs from base 285 to 1319 and encodes 344 amino acids. Gene Ontology annotation, biological process: adenylate cyclase-activating adrenergic receptor signaling pathway. Gene Ontology annotation, cellular component: plasma membrane. The record is from RefSeq and is a predicted model, not a curated record. Gene Ontology annotation, molecular function: G protein-coupled serotonin receptor activity.
UGCAUCAAAAUGCAAAUGCGGAGUGAGCAGAUGAGACGAAAGCUUAGGAAAGACUUACGCUCGCACACUCUCAGCAAGGAUCCUGGUAUCUGUAAACUCCAUGCUGAGACGAGGUUUCUCGCUGUUAUUCGCACUAAAUUUCUCAUAAUUCUCAUCUCUAGAUCCUUCACCCCUAAGUGGAUCCCGUUGUCCGUAGCUUUUCGUCGAACUAACUUGCUUUUGCUUUGCCUGUUGCAGUUGUGAGGAAUUCUGUCUUAAGUGAGCUUUGGAAACACAUCCCAAGGAUGUCUAACUACAGCUUCUCCACACUGUCCAAUCACAGCUCGCUUCAUGGAAACCUGCACAGACCCAUGACAGUGUUCAGUGUCCUGACCUUCACCUUGUUGGCCAUGCUGGUUUUGGCCACAUUCGUGUGGAACAUGCUGGUCCUCGUGACCAUCCUAAGGGUUCGCACUUUCCAUCGUGUUCCUCACAACCUGGUGGCCUCCAUGGCCAUCUCGGACGUCAUGGUGGCUGGACUGGUGAUGCCCCUGAGCCUCGUCCGGGAGCUGUACGAACGCCGGUGGAUCCUCGGGCGAGCUCUCUGUCAAAUGUGGAUCUCCUUCGACGUGCUCUGCUGCACGGCCAGCAUCUGGAACGUUACCGCCAUCGCGCUCGAUCGCUACUGGUCCAUCACACGGCACCUCGAGUACACCCUGAAGCGACGCAAGAGGAUCUCCAACGUGAUGAUCGGACUUACAUGGAUGCUCUCCUCGAUCAUCUCCUUCUCGCCGCAGUUCGGAUGGGGAGAGACAUACUCGGAGGAAACGAUGGAGUGCCAGGUGAGCCAGGAACCAUCCUACACCGUCUUCUCCACCUUUGGUGCUUUUUAUUUGCCGCUCUGUGUCGUACUGUUCGUCUACUGGAAGAUCUACAAAGCAGCCAAAUUUCGCAUCGGAUCCAAGAAGAACAACAUUGUUACUCCAGCUCCGGAGGCUGUCGAGGCGAAAGAAGCGACUCGGCAGCGUCCUCAGACAACGUUUACGGUCCGUCACGCCACCGUAACGUUCCAGACAGACGGAGAGACAUGGCGGGAGCAGAAGGAGCGUCGUGCUGCACUGAUGGUCGGAAUCCUGAUCGGCGUUUUCGUCCUCUGCUGGAUCCCCUUCUUCCUGACCGAGCUGAUCACACCGCUCUUCUCGUGGCACGUACCACCCACCUGGAAGAGCAUCUUCCUCUGGCUCGGCUACUCCAACUCGUUCUUUAACCCGCUCAUCUACACGGCCUUUAACAAGAACUACAACAGCGCCUUCAGGAACCUCUUCAACAAGCAGCGCUGAUGAAUGAUCACAAUUUAGCAUCAUGCUAACUCGAAUCAUCACAUGUACAUAAAGGAUUACUUAUAAUAGCUCAUUUACACAACGCAGAACCACAACAUCGCCUUGAGGAAACUCUUCAGCAGCUAAUGCUAACUAAUGGAAACAAGCAAGCUAGCAAACAAGAAUUAGCAUGCACUGUAGAUGAUCUGUUUUUAUGCUAACUAAAUGUUGAAUUAUCUCACACUUGCCUCAAGCAUUUUCUCUCAGUAAAGCCUAAUAUAGAUUAACAAUUUUUAAAUAAUUACUUUCUUAUUUUCAUGUACAGGUUAAAUAAGGAAAUUACAGUGUGAGGCUAACGUGUGAUGAUUUCAGCCUUCAGCUAGCAUGAUUUCAUGCUAACAGUCUGUAUGGUCUCUCAACUUAAAUAGCAAUUUAGCUAAGAAAUCUUUGUCAUGUUUACUGCUGAUGAUAAAUCUAAUCUAGAUAGCAAGCUAGGCUAGUUAAUUAGUUGAUGGCUAAAGUGUGCACUUCCUGUGGUGUGCUGCUUUUUUAUUGAUCAAAAGUACACGGAAACAGCCUAAAGCAAUCUGGGGUCAGAGUUUUUUCUCCCGUCCUGUUUCACGAUUUGUGAUUUCUGUCCGCGACAAGAUUACUGCGAUGAAAAUCGUCCGUCAUAAACUUUAUAGCUGAGAAAAAAGGAUUCCUCCGAAAGCAUGAUCCUCUGGAGAGUUCCCACAAUGCAGCGGGAUAAAAGCGAGAGGAUUUUGGAGAACCUGAGAAUUUUUGAAGUGUUUACUGUUUUGUAUGAAUCAUUGCUAAGCUUCACAGAUGUUGCUCUGAUUGUUUACGCCUCAUAUCUUGAAGGAUACGAACCAAAACCGAGCCAAAUAAUAAAGUAAUGAAUGAAACGUAUAUGAUAUGAGCUGAAAAUAUAACUCCGAACAGCACGCAUUUGAUUUAUUAUUCUGUCUGGCUUCUGAGCGAUCUUCACGGCCUUCGCUGUGAAUAGUUAUUUUACAGACAGAUAUAUUACGCUGUUGAAAACGCUGGGAUUAAUCUGACAAGCUGAAAACCUCAAGGACAAACUAAUUGGAGUUACUUUUCCACUUUUUGUUGUCAAAAUCAUCGUGAAGUUCGGAUUUGAACAAGAUUCCUGGAAAUUCAU